This is a messenger RNA of Vespa velutina, 743 nucleotides long. RefSeq names its product DPH3 homolog (gene Dph3). Gene Ontology annotation, molecular function: metal ion binding. Bases 382 to 639 code for a protein of 85 amino acids. NCBI's taxonomy places the organism in Eukaryota, Metazoa, Arthropoda, Insecta, Hymenoptera, Vespidae. The record is from RefSeq and is a predicted model, not a curated record. Gene Ontology annotation, biological process: protein histidyl modification to diphthamide. The transcript has a single exon.
AUUUUAACCUGUGAAAAAAAGGGAUUUUGAAUUUAUUUUUAUUUUCUUUUUGUUUAUUUUGUAGGAUAAGUUUUUAUCAUAAAUAAAAUAAACUGACGAAAUAUAAAAUAGUUUUACAUGUCUAUGUACUAUGUAUUCAUUGUAUGAAUGUUAUAAUCUAGCUUACAAAGCGAUCGAGUAUACUUCAUAUAAAGAAUAAAUUUAAAUCGUUUAUAGAAAUAAUUGAGUCUCUUUAGGUAUCUGUUAGUCAUAACUAUAUUGUCCUUGAAAAUGGCUCGAACCUAUCAUUUCUCAUCGAUGUUUAGAGGUUGGAACACGUGUUUCCGAGUUAACCUUUAAAUUCUUUAGAUCUCAAAGAUAGUAGUUUUAUUAAUUAACAUUAUGUCAGUGUAUCACGACGAAGUGGAAAUCGAAGAUUUUGAAUACGACGAAGACGAAGAAAUUUACUACUACCCUUGUCCAUGCGGUGAUCAAUUCCAAAUAUCAAAGGCAGAUCUUAUAGCUGGUGAAGAAGAAGCUACAUGUCCUUCGUGUUCACUUGUUGUUAAAGUAAUUUAUAAUAAGGAAGCAUUUCUUGAGAAACAAGAAAACAUUAAUAAAACAGAACAAAAAAAGGAGCCUCUGUCGGAAAAAGUUUGAGAUAAGUUAUUAUUCUUUAAUAUUAUUUAUCAAAGAAGAUUUUAAUCAUGGCAGGAAGAGGACGCGGAAAAUUCAAACCUUCUAUGUCAUUUAAUACAGAACAA